AUGUCUCCUGCCGGGCCCUUCACGUUGGUCACUGUCAACACCGCUCCAGACCGGGCCAAGAGGUUGGUUGGCCGUGUUGUCGAAGACGUUAAGGAGAGAUAUACCAUUAUACAUGCUGCCAACGCAGCGAGCAUAGAGGAAGUAAAGAGGACAGUGGAGGAAGCACGGCCAAAUGUCCUUUUCACAGCUUCUAUGUGGACGCCCGAGGAGGCUCAACAAAUAAUUGCCAUCGCCAAGGAGGUCAUACCUGAUCUAAAGACAUUUUCGUUGCCACAGGGCUUGCAAGUAGAGAAGGGCCCGGAUGCGGUAGUUGAGUACAUCAAGGAGCAUCUCCCCAGUAUCCUAGACUAGAAUGGCAGGCAGAAUUUGGCAUCGAAGCCAGGCAGAAUUUGGGACUCUAAUUAAGUCAUGUCUUAUCUUGAGCUCGGGGUGUAUGAUGAACAUCAGAAGUGGGAAUUAACAAAACAGACAGACUCCCAAUUUGGAUUCAUUUCUCGUUUUGCAUCACGUUGUACAAGCUCCCAAUGUGCGGCAGAAUCUCCACCACAAACUCAUCCCCGUCGUGCAGGAACUCCUGCGGCUUCUUGGCGAAGCCGACCCCAGCCGGCGUGCCGGUGAUAAUGACGGUGCCCUUGGGCAGUGUAGUUCCCUGCGACAAGAAGCUUACGGUCUGGGCAACCGAGAAAAUCAGGUCACUAUUGAUUGAUACAGCGAGUCAGCACCACCAUUCAGCACGGGGUUAAGGGGGUAAGGGGGGUUGUAGAUCUCACGUCAACGGGCUCUCCUGCAUCACCUUCCCA
Canariomyces notabilis is the source of this 800-nucleotide messenger RNA. RefSeq lists its product as uncharacterized. NCBI's taxonomy places the organism in Eukaryota, Fungi, Ascomycota, Sordariomycetes, Sordariales, Chaetomiaceae. The coding region runs from base 1 to 351 and encodes 116 amino acids. The transcript is spliced from 3 exons. The record is from RefSeq and is a predicted model, not a curated record.